AUGGGAUCAUCAACGAUCAAAUUAUGGGGAAUGUUUGAAGGAUUGAUAUGGACAUUUGAAGGUGAAGGUGAAUGGGGUGAUACAGUAUAUACAGUAUCAAUGUGCCAUGGCUGGGAGGAUAUGUCGAUGAGGGCACGUCUGAAGGAGCGACGCGCGCUAGGUGUUGCAAAGAAUGUGGGGGACGCGUGA
Messenger RNA from Laccaria bicolor S238N-H82, 189 nucleotides. RefSeq lists its product as uncharacterized. Lineage: Eukaryota; Fungi; Basidiomycota; Agaricomycetes; Agaricales; Hydnangiaceae. Bases 1 to 189 code for a protein of 62 amino acids. The record is from RefSeq and is a predicted model, not a curated record. The transcript has a single exon.